GUUCCUACACACUUUGAAUAAGAAGUUAAGAACAGAAAAGUUGAGUUCAACUGAGAUUUGGAUAUGUUUCUGGAAACUGGCCUUUGUUAUCCGGACGUUUCAGUUUCUUGGGUUUCAGUAGUUUUCUGGCUUUGAUUGUUGGAUUUGGUUUUACAGUCUAACUCACUUGUCGGAAAGCUCUUGAACUGAGUUGGUUGUACCAUCUCUUUCGACAAGAUUCCAGUCAAUAAGAAAUCCCCUGCUCGGACCUUUGAUUGAGACUAGACAAAGAUGGUUCAGAAGCUUGAAGCUAUAAAGGGUGGUGGAGGAUCCAUCAGGGUAGGGGCCACCGGGACUGUCAGUUCCCUAAUGACAAGAGAACUAGAAUCCAGCAAGGUUGAACCUCCGACGUCUACAGCUUCUUCCCGAAAUAAACAUCAAACAGCUCCUGUUUCUAUUCCAUGUGGUGUUCCUACUCCAAAAAAGCUACCAAGGAAGUCAUCUGAUGAAGCCAGCAGCAGUGGAACCAGCACCUACAUUAAUCAGAGACACCCUGACAUUCCCCAGAAACCGAAAACUCAUCUGAAAACUACUAGUCAAAUCCCAAUGCUCGACCCUCACAAUUUUGGGAUGGAUAAAACUCCAAUUAGGCAGAAAGCUAACAAGAAAGGACCUAACAUUGUUGAAGUUGUGGACAUCAAAUGUGGGGGAUCAGGUAGAGCUUGGGCUGGCCCUGUAACGAACCGGCUCAAGAAGCUGGGCUUCUCAAAGCUCUCUGAGAGUGUUGUCUAACCUGGUAAUUUCUUCACAUCAGAUCUUAGAUUCCUGUAACUGUAUACAGAAAUUCCAAUUGGCCGAUUGUUGUCUGCAACGUCCACCAUAGAACAUAUGCUUGGUAGGAGCCCGGUGCCCCUCUUUUUCUUUUUUUGUGUUUUUGCCAUCGAGUCAAAAGUUGUUCGUAAAUGACUACUUGAGGAAACAAUUCUUGUAAUUGGCGGUGGAGGCUUAUGUGUGCUACAUUCACUGCGUAAUUCAAGCUGGUUGAAGUACUCGAUUUCUCUCAUUAUGAGGGAUCCAACUGUACCUCUAGUGCCUACUUCUGCAGGAGCAUAUGCAGCCAUUUUUGCAGCAUCUCUUGUGGUGAUGGUUCUAGCUUUAUACAUCUUUUGGUCUGCUGGAAGGGAAUUGGCGGCUUGAGGCCGAAGAUAAGUGGUUUUCCGUCCAGUCUUGGUGGGGAAAUUGCUUUGUGUUUGGGACAUUUGGUCUUAAGCUUUGGUCACUCACAAGGUUUCUUUACCUUAUAUUCUACCUAAAGUGAACUGAACUAGUAGGAGUAGGUGGUGAUAUUAUCACUGUAUUCAUGUGCUUAUAGUUAAAAGUUUUAACUCACCUGCACCUCUUUAACCACUUGGGUUAUCAUUUACUUGCAAUCAGCCCUACUUGGACUAGGACAGGAGAAUCCAAUCUUCAAUUUAGUUUGAUAUGUUAUUUGCACUGAUGAUGUGAGACUCGAAAUCCAAGUGGAUGAUGAAACAAGGUAAUUU
Fragaria vesca subsp. vesca is the source of this 1523-nucleotide messenger RNA. RefSeq lists its product as uncharacterized. Bases 271 to 771 code for a protein of 166 amino acids. The transcript has 2 exons. The record is from RefSeq and is a predicted model, not a curated record. Lineage: Eukaryota; Viridiplantae; Streptophyta; Magnoliopsida; Rosales; Rosaceae.